Molecule: messenger RNA, 2087 nt
Organism: Styela clava
Lineage: Eukaryota; Metazoa; Chordata; Ascidiacea; Stolidobranchia; Styelidae
Source: RefSeq, a predicted model, not a curated record
AAAUCAGUUAGAUUCCGGUUACAUACUUGUCGGUAUUGAAAAGUAUUAGGCUUCGUCAAUAUACAAUGUUGACAAUUGUUGUUUUGGUUAUCUCAUUAUGUACUCUCGCAACUUAUGCUUUGCAACCAGCAGAAUGCGAAAAAAAAUUCGAGGAUUUUAGGGGAGGUGUUUCCACUUUUGAAUGCCCUGCAAAUUGUGAUAUCGGAGAUGUGUAUGUUGUAGGUGGACCAGUUGCUUUUCAACCGGAUUCUCUGGUUUGUGCUGCUGCGAUAUACGCUGCUGCAGCUCCAGUUACAGGAGGACAAGUAGUUUUCCGAAAAUUAACGUCAGACCCUCCUCCGACAAUGACGGCCGGGACAGAAAACGGGGUUACUACGAUAGCCCCUGCCAAUGCACCAUCGAUCACCACCGUAUACUUUUUGUUUGAUGUUGUGAUUCCAUCUGAUUGUGCAGUUGCAGCAGAAGAUAUCGAUCAGGAAGUUUUUGUAUUUAACUGCCCAGCUGAUUGCGAAACACACACUCCAACUACAACUGACGUUGUUUAUGAUGAUGCCAAUUCAAUAUUUGCGGUUCAAUCUCUCAUUUGUAUGGCUGCACUUUUUGACGGAAUAAUACCAGGUGGAAGUUCCGGUGCUGUUGUUGUUCAGAAACAACAAGGGAUUAUGUCAUACGGCGGCGCUGCCGCCAGUGCCAACAGUGUUCACCCGGGGCCUCUAGCUGCGUAUCAACCUGCGUUUACAUUUUCAACUACGAUAUAUCCAGAUUGCUUACAAACCGUAUCAAGCCAACCAAGUCUAGUCGUAUUUAUAUGCCCGGCUAACUGCAGCCCGAACUUGGUUGAUGUCGUGGGAGACGAAAUCUACAAUGACGAAACACCAAUAUGCCUUGCAGCUAUUCAUGAUGGACAGAUAACUGCUGCUAGCGGAGGUAACGUAAUAGUGAAUAAACGACCAGGUCAGUCAGAAUUUAGUGGAAGCACACGUAAUGGUAUCACCAGUAUCAGUGGAGGACCAGACGAUGGUUUUGAUUUUUCCGACUGCAUCAACGGAUCUCCUACAAGGUCUCCAUCGGUAGGUUGUUCAUGCACUGCGACUUGGUUCGGAGAUGCGUGUGAUAUAAUGUGUGUUGAAGGAAGUUACGAUGCAUCGAAUAAUCCAGCAUGUACCUGCAAUUCUGGAUGGGUUGGACCUAUGUGCAAUUUCCCAAUAUGUUAAGUUCUGCUGAAGAAGACUAAAGGAAUUAUAACUUUCUGAUUCUGCUCAUAUACACAUUAAUAUCACUUGUUUCAUCCCAGAUGUAAAUAUAUAUAUUACAUUUCUAGUAGAUCUACCAUCAGACACGAUAUCACAAAUCGAUGAUUGUAAUGUGGAGUAGUCUAGCUCUAGUUGAUUAUCUGUUAUUGGGCACUUGAAGUUCUUCAGUAGAUUGCAGUAUUCUCACCCUCACACAUUUCUGCUAAUAUUCUAAUAUGGACGGUGACCGUACAUUUGAACCCAUGUGUAUAUUCGUGGGCUCAAUCUAUAUGAAGGUGCCAAACCCAUGGGUUAUGGUUAAUAUGGCGUAAAACAAAAAAAAACUUAAUAGGUGCAAAUUUGCAGGUGCAAUUGUCGUGUGUUCAAAUGUACAUGGGUUCAAAUGUAAUGGAACCAAUAUGGACAAACUAUUUUCAUGAUAUUUAUGAGCAUCAAGUUAAAAACAUGAGUCUUAAUUUAGACUACAUACAUUCCGUGUUUCUCCCUAUUACUUGUGUGGUAAAAUGUGAUUCAUCGAAUUUCUGGUGCAUAUUAGAAGGUGUGAAAUAGUAGCUUCAAUACAAGCUGUUCCAUACUUCAUGCGUACCAUACGCAGUAAAAUUGAAUACACUACCUUUGUAAAUAUAUAAAUAAAAAGGUGGAGAAGUUAUGAGUUUUAAGAUAUAUAUAUAUACAUAUUAUGCUAUUCUAACAAUAACAAUCUAUUGCUUUUAUUACCAUGUAAUAUAGGACUGUAUCUACAACGUUUGUGGUGAUAUAUAUACAGCGAAGCACGUCAUAAACAACAAUAAAAAAAAAAAUUUUGUGUGGUGUGGUAUCACAACCUUUGCAAGA